Messenger RNA from Plenodomus lingam JN3, 1536 nucleotides. RefSeq lists its product as uncharacterized. NCBI's taxonomy places the organism in Eukaryota, Fungi, Ascomycota, Dothideomycetes, Pleosporales, Leptosphaeriaceae. Gene Ontology annotation, cellular component: membrane. Gene Ontology annotation, molecular function: transmembrane transporter activity. Gene Ontology annotation, biological process: transmembrane transport. The record is from RefSeq and is a predicted model, not a curated record.
AUGGCUUCGGCAAUGGAGCAUCACAGCAACGCGCGCUCGAGUGAGGAGAAGAAAAUCGAGUCUUCACCCGUUGCACCGCAACACAUUGAUCACAUGCACACCAUCGACAACCUGCCAGACCCCGACGCAGGUCUCAGCGAAGAAGACCGCGCCGCUGCCGACAAGAAGCUGCUUCGAAAACUAGAUUUCAAGCUCAUACCCUGGCUCUCAUUCCUCUACCUAAUCUCCUUCCUCGACCGCACAAACAUCGGCAACGCAAAAGUCGACGGCCUGCAAACCGACCUCCAUCUAACCGAUGGCCAAUACUCGGCCUCGCUCACCAUAUUCUUCGUCUCCUACUCCGUCUUCGAACCCCUUACCAACGUCCUGCUCAAGAAACUGCGUCCGAGCAUCUUUCUCCCCAUCAUCAUGGUGCUCUGGGGAAUCUGCAUGACGUGCAUGGGUCUGGUGCAUAACUACGCGGGCCUCAUGACGUCUCGAUGGUGGUUGGGUGUUGCGGAGGCUGGGCUUUUCCCUGGUGUGAAUUACUAUCUGAGCUGCUGGUAUAAGCGCAGCGAGUUUGGAAUUCGGGCUGCGAUCUUCUUCAGUGCCGCGGCCCUGGCUGGCUCGUUUGGGGGCUUGCUGGCUGCGGGGAUUGCGCAGAUGAAGGGGGUGGGAGGGAAGCCUGGGUGGGCGUGGAUCUUUAUUCUUGAAGGGUUGGCGACGAUAGUGGUGGGCAUUGCAAGCUACUGGAUGGUGCAUGAUUUCCCGGCUGAAGCUACCUUCUUGUCUCCGGAUGAUCGCGCGCGUGUCCUGAGACGUUUGCGAGCAGAUAAUCAAGCAUCGGCUACGCAUGAAGAAUUCCAGAUGAAGUACUUCUGGCAAUCUGUCGGCGACUGGAAGACCUGGAUGUAUGCCAUCAUGUACAGUGGAGUUGACGGUGCUCUGUACGGGUUCAGUUUAUUCCUUCCGACUAUCUUGGCCAAUCUUGGCUACACAUCAACCAAAGCCAAUCUUCUCUCUGUGCCUCCCUACGCCGUGGCAGCUGUAAUCACCGUUCUAGUCGGCUGGAUUGGCGACCGAACGCGGCAGCGCGGACUCUGCAACAUCAUCGUCUCAUUCUUCGGAAUCAUCGGCUUCUCCAUGUUACUAGGUUCGUCCAAUCCCCACGUCCAAUACGCCGGCACCUUCUUGGGCGCAAUUGGAAUCUACCCCUGCGUCGCCAACACCAUUUCCUGGGCAUCCAACAACGUCGAAGGCGUGUACAAGCGCGGUGUUUCCAUUGGCUUCGUCAUAGGAUGGGGCAACCUCAACGGUGUAGUGAGUUCAAACAUCUACAGAGGCAAAGACAAGCCGAGGUUCUUUCUCGGCCAUGGCGUCGUGUUGGCCUAUCUCACGCUGUUUCUCCUGGGUGGUAGUCUUGUGACAAGGGCCUUGCUGGCGCGAGAGAACAAGAAGAGAAGCAGUGGUGCUCGGGAUGUUUGGAUCGAAGGCAAGGACGAGAAGGAGAUUGCGGAAAUGGGGGAUAGGAAGCCAGACUUUCUCUACACUUUGUAG